GAUUUUAUUUUGUUUAAAAUGUCCCAAAAGAAGCAAAAAAUACAAGUUGAAUAAAAGGUUCCUGAGAACGUCGCCAAAAAGACUUAAAGAGAUUCUAAAUUGAGGGAUGCUGUUGCUAAGAGAAGAACAGAGAGAUUGGCUGCCAACAAAACCAGAAGAGCUUAAUGGGAAAAGACUGCUCAAGCUUAUGAAGCUGAGUACAAGGCUGCAGACAAGAGCUUAGUUGAUAACUUACGUAAAGCUAAGACUGAAGGUGGAUUCUAUGUCCCAGCUGAAGCUAAAUUGAUUUUGGUGGUCAGAAUCAGAGGUAUCAACACCUUGAAUCCACAGGUCAGAUAAACCUUGAGACUUUUAAAAUUGAGAUAACUUCACAAUGCAGCCUUUGUCAGAGUCAACAAGGCCACAAUUGAAAUGAUCAGAAAAGUCGAGCCAUAUGUCACCUAUGGAUAUCCAUCAAGAGCUGUCAUCAAGAAUCUGAUUUACAAGAGAGGAUAUGCCAAAAUUAAUGGUCAAAGAAUCCCAAUCACAAAUAAUAAUGUGAUUGAGCAAUAAUUAGGAAAAGUCGGCAUUCACAGCGUUGAAGAUCUCAUCCAUGAAAUUACAACUGUAGGACCUCACUUCAAAGAAGCAAAUAGAUUCUUAUGGGCAUUCAAAUUGAGAGGACCAAGAGGUGGAUUCAUUGCUAAGAGAAAAUCCUUCAUUAAUCAAGGAGAUUGGGGAAAUAGAGAAGAUCUCAUCAAUGAUCUUGUUAAGAGAAUGAUUUGAUUGAACAGUAAUUAUAUAUACAUUAAUAAAUAAAUAAAUCAAUUUAUUUUAUGAAUAAGUA
This is a messenger RNA of Paramecium tetraurelia, 826 nucleotides long. RefSeq lists its product as uncharacterized. The transcript has 4 exons. Gene Ontology annotation, biological process: maturation of LSU-rRNA from tricistronic rRNA transcript (SSU-rRNA, 5.8S rRNA, LSU-rRNA). Gene Ontology annotation, cellular component: cytosolic large ribosomal subunit. The record is from RefSeq and is a predicted model, not a curated record. Gene Ontology annotation, molecular function: RNA binding; structural constituent of ribosome. NCBI's taxonomy places the organism in Eukaryota, Ciliophora, Oligohymenophorea, Peniculida, Parameciidae.